This is a messenger RNA of Lottia gigantea (owl limpet), 1053 nucleotides long. RefSeq lists its product as hypothetical. Gene Ontology annotation, molecular function: RNA polymerase II cis-regulatory region sequence-specific DNA binding; DNA-binding transcription factor activity, RNA polymerase II-specific. Lineage: Eukaryota; Metazoa; Mollusca; Gastropoda; Lottiidae. The record is from RefSeq and is a predicted model, not a curated record. The coding region runs from base 1 to 1053 and encodes 350 amino acids. Gene Ontology annotation, cellular component: nucleus. Gene Ontology annotation, biological process: regulation of circadian rhythm; regulation of transcription by RNA polymerase II; regulation of neurogenesis. The transcript has 5 exons.
AUGGCAUUUGGACAUUAUGUAGAUACAUGGGAAAAUAUGGCAUUUGGACAUUAUGUAGAUACAUGGGAAAAUAUGGCAUUUGGACAUUAUGCAGAUACAUGGGAAAAUAUGGCAUUUGGACAUUAUGGACAAGGUCGAAUUGAAAAGACCGAAAUUGUUGAAAUGGCAAUCAAACAUAUAACUUCUUUACAAAUGCAAGUUAAACAAGUGGAAAGUAAAGGAUUGCCUGCACCAUCAAUGGAGUUGAAAGAGUCGUUUUACCAUGGUUUCCAGAUGUGUAAGAGUGAAAUCAUCAAGUUUUUAACAGAAAUCGAGGGAGUUAGUCACAACAACCCGUUUAAUUUACGACUUUGUGAACAUCUGAAUAUGAGAAAAUCCCAAAUUUUUGAUGAAGAAAUGUCAAAGUAUCAAGAUUUCCAGCAUCAAAAUGUACUACAAGAAAUUAAGCAGUCUCGGCCCCCAGAAAUGAAAGCAUCACCAAUUCAAGACACAGCAAAGGGUACAACACCACCUGGUGAAAAGUCUCCAGAAAGUGUUUCAAGUGAUUGUAGUGUAUUUCCUCCAAUGAAAGUUGAUAGCGAUAAUAAUCUUACUAUGAAGAGAAUCAUGUCUGGUUUGGAUUCUUACUCAGAUUCAGGUGUGUCUAUUCAAAACAGCACCAAUGGUUCAACCACAGGAAACCAGACUUCAUCUGAUGACAACGCUGAGGAGCAACAAAAUGGUGGAAAGUCAUGUUACAAAUUUAAACAUAUCAUACGACAUAGAUAUUCACGAGACAAGGGCAGCGACUCAUCCUCCGUCAGUUCUGGAAGCAGCGAUGGCCGUCCAAGUCGUAGUCAUAAGAAUAAUAGUUCCAAUAAUGUCAAUAAUGGCGGACAAUCAUGUGUACAAAGUAGCAAUCUAAGAAUGGAUGAGAAUGAAUCUAUAGGACUACCUGGUUUCGUUAUUCAUCCGACUCAUACACAUUAUGUUCCCAUCUCUGUUCAUCAGUCCUUUCUUCCUGAUCUUUUUGAAACUGAAUCAAAUAAUUAUUGUUUUGAUGGCAAUAUUUGA